GCCGCCCCAGAGCCGGCCCCCGCCCAGGCCCCCAGUCCCCACCCGCCCGCCCACCCAUUCACCCAUCCCGGGCCCGCGGGGUUGUUAGAUGGAACACGGCUCCAUCAUCACCCAGGCGCGGAGGGAAGACGCCCUGGUGCUCACCAAGCAAGGUCUGGUCUCCAAGUCCUCUCCCAAGAAGCCUCGUGGACGUAACAUCUUCAAGGCACUUUUCUGUUGCUUCCGUGCCCAACAUGUUGGCCAGUCAGGCUGCAACAAUGAGCUCGCCUCAUACAAGGAGGAAACCAACACCAUUGCCAAGUCGGAUCUGCUCCAGUGUCUUCAGUACCAGUUUUACCAGAUCCCAGGCACAUGCCUGCUCCCGGAGGUGACGCAGCAAGAUCAAGGCAGAAUCUGUGUGGUGAUUGACUUGGAUGAGACCCUCGUGCAUAGUUCCUUUAAGCCAAUCAGCAAUGCUGAUUUUAUAGUGCCUGUGGAGAUUGAGGGGACCACUCACCAGGUAUAUGUGCUUAAGAGGCCUUAUGUGGAUGAGUUCCUGAGGCGAAUGGGGGAGUUGUUUGAGUGUGUCCUCUUCACUGCCAGCCUGGCCAAGUAUGCUGACCCUGUGACUGAUCUCUUGGACCAGUGUGGUGUGUUCCGGGCUCGCCUCUUCCGGGAGUCUUGUGUGUUCCACCAGGGCUGCUAUGUCAAGGACCUCAGCCGAUUAGGGAGAGACCUGAGGAAAACCUUGAUACUGGACAAUUCUCCUGCCUCAUACAUCUUCCACCCAGAGAACGCAGUACCUGUGCAAUCCUGGUUUGAUGACAUGGCAGACACGGAGCUGCUGAAUUUGAUCCCCAUCUUUGAGGAGCUAAGUGGAGCAGAAGAUGUUUAUACUAGCCUUGGGCAGCUGAGGGCACCGUAGCCUUCUCAAGCUUGUCAGCAUCUAGGACUGCAGGGGACUGUGACACACUGUGCCUUCGGUAUCAGCCAGGAAGGGAUGGCGGAAACAGGAAGCAGGGAGAAACAAUUGUAAAGUGAGUUAGGGCAGGUUAGAUGACAAUAUGGGCUAACAGCGGACCAGUGACAACUAGUACCCCCUGCUCCAUGACAUGGGCACUAGAGGGACACACUUGUGAGCAUGUAUGUGUGUGUAUGUGUAUGACACCGACACCUUCUCGCCUUGACAUGAUGAUUCAGGUGGGAGAAGAGUCAAACGGUCAAGGGUCAGACUCCACUGAGCCAGAGCUCGUCUCCUAGAGAGUCAGUCCAAGAGCCAUUGACCUUUCGUGGGAACAAAGACCAGUCAGUGCUCUAUUGCCAAACCUCGAGUCUUCCCUGAUAUGCAGGGCCUGUGCCAAGGAGGUGGGGAUAUGCUGCUGUCAGCAUAAUAUGUGGGCAAACUGGCACCAGAUCCACAUGCACACUGUUCAAAAACUGCUCGGGACCUGUGGUGACCGUGGCAAAAAGAGAUUGUUUCUAAAACAUCCUAGGAGCCUAGACCUUAGCCUCACAAGCAUGGCCAUGAGAUGAGGGUCAGGUCCAAGGGGCCAUCACUGCCACCCACCAAGAGCUCCUCCCUGGCCUUCUCCCACUAGCCUUUCCCUCAACUUCACACCCCCGUUACAUUUCUGAAACCAUGGACAAGAGACUCCCCUACUCUCAAAGGAGGAUAGAGAAUUGAUUUCACAUGAUGGGACUCUGUUUUAAAGUUCUCUUUCUAAAAAUGGAUUGUGGGGCUUGGUUUGUUGCUGAAAGAAGCUUGGGCUUGGGGUGAAAGCAAAGGAAUGAGGGAGUCAGAGGCUCAAGAGGAAUUUUCAUAGCCAGAAUUUCUAUUAUUCUGAGUCGUGGAUCAGAUUAUAGAUCUUGAGAGAAGUCUAGAGAACAGUUCUUUUCAGGAAUCCUUCUUCAGAGGAACAGGAGGGAGCAGUUUUAAUGUCAUUGAAGCUCUUCCAAUUCCUUGAGCAGAAUCCUUUCCCAUUUCAUCUUCCAAGCAGUUGACUUUUGGGAGGGAUGGGAUGGUGAGGCCUUUGCAUGGGCAGCCCCAUGGACACCUACGUCCUGUAGGUAGGAAAUAAACAAGAACCAACAGUUGGUUCUCUUCCUUGUGGUAUGCUGGCUUCCUGCAAAUGCCUUAGUAACACAGAAAAGAAAGGAGACCCAGGGCAUGCUCAGAUGUGAGCUUUCUAAAUCAGUAUGCACUUCAGAGUCAGCAUGAUGUUAGGGGCUCUUUUAUUUAAAAAGCAUUCAUUCUUAUUAAGCCACAUGUACAGAAUGGAAUCGCUUUCCAAGUUUGGAGAACUCUGAUGUAUUGGGAAACACUUUUGGGAUUUCAUAAGGCGAACCCCAAGUAAGCAGCACUAUCUUGUAAUCACAUUCUGCUAUAGCCUUGGCUUCUGCUGAAAUGGGUGUGGUGUGGAACCUAAAGGAAGAUCACCUAAAAGGUAAUUAGGAGCCAAUUUCCUUACCUUUCCCUGAAGAAACUCCACACUGCUUAAGGUACAGUACACUUAAAACUUAGGAUUCUUCCCCACCAUUCUCUUUGACUUUCAGAUGUUUUCUUGGGGGUGGGGGUUGGUGUUGGGGGGUGGGGAGAGCUUCAGGAAAUAGCCAGUUGGAUGAAAAUCAGGGAGAGCAGCUGUUUUGUGUUUUGGUAUGCAUUCUGGUUAUAGUCCCUCUUUAACCUAAUCUUUGGUGCCAAUUCUGGUUCCCUCCAUUGCUGCUUUCAGGUUUCCAUCUUUUCUCCUUGGGUUUUAUACCAAGAUGGUGCCAUGGAGCACAUAUCCAGGGACCUAAAAGCUGUGUAGAUCUAGAACAAAAUUUCCAGAGUCCAUUUUCUCUCUCUAGCUACUUCUCUGUGGCAGCUUUUCCUAAGACUGGUUCUCCUGAGUAUAAAUGGAGGGUGAGUCUGGGUGCUGACAGAAACCUACCAACCAACCACGGCCAGUUGUCAUGGUGGGGGGGAGGGGGGACACACGUAGAUUUUGAACUUGAUCCUCCCUACCUCCAGGCUAUUAUCUACUAGCUUCUCAAGGUUGAGUGAGCAGUAGUGAAAACAUUCCUGACGUCUGGUCCAAGCCCACCUGCCUUUGCCAUUAGGAGCUUGGAGACCUGGACCUCCUGAAACGUACAUGAGCAAUAAUGAAAGACGACUGCUGAAAGACAUUCCUAAGCCUCUAUUCCGGGGCCGCUCCCUUGCUGCCCUGAGUCUGGUUCUAAAGAAGGUAGGGGGAGGGGUAAUGCUGACAUUCCUUUAUAUUGCCUCUACUGAGAUGCCCUUUAAGUGACCUGCAACAAAUAUCGAUACUCCCUGGCCCACUGGUCCACACACUCACUGUAUUUCGUAGGAAGCCCUGUGUACUUGGCAUCCCUGCACUACAGCCACUAGCUACUACUCAGCUGUAAAUAUGCCAUUCACCCUGGCCCCUCUGUCCAGUCUUCAUGGUCUUCCAGCUAAAGCAUGUUCCCUUAGAGAGCUGUUACCUCAUUCACCUCAACUAGAUUUGAACAGGACCUUAUGCCAGGCCUGCCAGAAGUAGUUUGGAACAGUAGUUUGGGAAGGUUUGGCAGGGUUUUCAAAGCCUGGUCCCAAGAGGAGUUACUACUGAAGUAAUGGCAGGUUUACUCUUGGAAUGAGCCAGGGCUAGGGGAAAAAGUGUUCUCUUUCCCCUGUGGGUCCCAGUGGGUACACCCAUUACCCCCACCCUUACUUUAAAGAGGUCCAGAGUCCUUAAGCAAGUGGAGGGCUUCUCUCCAAAGGGUGACCAGAGUUCUUUACCUCACUUGGCUAUGAGCAGAGCUCAGUCAAGGUGCCCUAUUUAAACUAGGUCUCGGCUAACGAGCUAAUGCUUCAUUAGAGAGAUCUUCCUACACAUAGACCAACCAUUCCAGGAAUACACCCUUCUGCCAAAUUUUGUUUUUUAUAUUGCCUCUUCAGUGACAACAAUAGUUGUCUCUGAUUGGGCUUCUCUUUAGAAAGAGCCUGAUGUUCACAUCCCUCUCAUAGGGGGAAGCUUUAAACGAAGGGCCAGUUUGGGAAAGCGUCAGGGUUAAGCAUCUCAACUCUGCACAUUGUAGAGAGGAUGCUCUUCAGAGGCCUGUCGAUCCCAGGCUGGGGAGGCAAACAGAGCGAUGUCCUCGACCUGAAGGAGUUUUUGAGAAUUGGACCAUGAACUCGAGUGUUUUAAUUGUUGAACGGGGAAAGAAAUAUCCUUCGGUAAAUUUGCCUUAAGAGUUGUCUGGGACUUUUAGCUCCCUCCUGCCUCCCAAAGAUGUUGACUAUUUUGUAAACUUGUAAUUUUACCUUUAUUGUUUUAUAUAAGAACCCAGAAACUUUGGAUAUGCUAAUCAUGGAAAGUCUAAAAAAGUAGCCAGCCCCCUGGCCCUUCACUGCCCUGCCCCAUUGCCUUCUUUCCUGGGAGCCCCUUGUGCCAUAUUAAAGAAUUCUCCAUGCCCAAGUCAUGGGUAGAACUUCUCCCUUUGUAUUGAACCAGUAAGGUUUGGGAAAAUUGGGAGACUAGGUACCUCUGUACAAUUCCCACUGCCUCCAGGGUGUCUGGGGAGAAUAAGGGGAACCCAGGGUGUUUGGCUUGUUUGUUAGUGCAGAGUCCCAGGCUCUCAUGGACUUCAUUCAUGACUCGGUCUCCUCUGCAGAACAGGGCUCUCAAAAGCAGGUGGCUUCACUCAAACCUGGAUUCUGCAGGGGUGCUGGUUGGCCAGCCCCCUUCUCUAAUGAAUCCAGGCCUUUUUCCCUGGAGAGGACACACCUUUCUCUUCCAGCCUCAAAGGCAAGCUUUUCUGCUUGAAAGGACCCUAGGUGUGAGAGUUACUCUUUCUUGUGCUGCUUUUCCACUUGAGGGAAUGCUGGAUUUGGAGGGUAGAGGGGGGACUGCGCCCCCACAUCACCUGUGCUAUAGGAUUUCUGACUACCCUGGUUACAGAUUAAUGGUUUCUUGGAGAAAUUUGUUUUAUUCCAAAACUUGAAAUGUUUGAUGCCAUUAAGUGUCUGUUUAUAUUUUUGGAAUAUUUGUAUUACUUGCAAUUAAAUAAUAAAAAGGUGUUUUUUAAAAAAAAAAACCCAGCCAG
This is a messenger RNA of Phascolarctos cinereus (koala), 5064 nucleotides long. It is a transcript of the gene CTDSP2, whose product is annotated as CTD small phosphatase 2. The record is from RefSeq and is a predicted model, not a curated record. Gene Ontology annotation, molecular function: RNA polymerase II CTD heptapeptide repeat phosphatase activity. Lineage: Eukaryota; Metazoa; Chordata; Mammalia; Diprotodontia; Phascolarctidae.